AUGCUUCGCACCGGUCAGCUGGUGGUGUUUGCACAUAAACCUUUGAGAAAAAUUAUGAAAAUGCUGAGCCUUCGGAACACUCAAGAAGACGAGCCGCCCGACCCUCAGCUGAUGCGACUAGACAACAUGCUCAUCGCCGAGGGGGUCGCGGGGCCCGAAAAGGGCGGCGGCGCAGGGGCGGCGGCGAACGCGUCUGCGGCGGCAGCCUCUCAGAGCCCCGGUUCUGGUUCACAGGGCGAAAACGCAAUCGAACAUUCAGACUACAGAGCCAAACUAGCGCAAAUUCGACAAAUAUACCACCAGGAGCUAGAAAAAUACGAACAGGCGUGUAACGAGUUCACGACGCACGUGAUGAACCUCCUCCGAGAACAGAGUCGGACGCGUCCCAUCACGCCGAAGGAAAUCGAACGCAUGGUGCAGAUCAUCCACAAGAAGUUCAACUCCAUCCAAGUCCAGCUCAAACAGAGCACCUGCGAAGCCGUCAUGAUCCUCAGAUCCAGGUUCCUCGACGCCAGGCGGAAGCGGCGGAAUUUUAGCAAACAAGCCACAGAAAUCCUCAACGAGUACUUUUAUUCUCACCUCAGCAAUCCCUACCCUAGUGAAGAGGCGAAAGAAGAAUUGGCCAGGAAGUGUGGCAUCACCGUCUCUCAGGUAUCUAAUUGGUUCGGCAAUAAAAGGAUACGAUAUAAAAAGAAUAUAGGUAAAGCUCAAGAAGAAGCGAAUCUUUACGCAGCGAAAAAAGCAGACUACAUCAAUGACUGCUACUCCCCGCCUUCUGCGGCCGGCUCCUCACCCUACAGUCUGGCCCCUUCUUCGCAGGGCCAGAUGAUCAGCCCUCCCCCCGGGUCUGGUACCCCACAAGACUCCAUGUAUAAUAUGAGCAUGAACGGCGGAGACUCCUACUCAUCCAUGGGCGCCAAUGUGCAGUCACAGGCUAACGCGCUAAGGCAUGUGAUUUCUCAGACGGCGGGCUACGCAGACGGUCUUCCGCCCCAAUCAUCCGCAUCCAUGUACGACCCUGCAGGCAUGCAUCAGCCUUCCGAGCUUCAUCCGUAGUGUAGUCGGGGGAAUCAAGACAUCAGCCAAUCGGUGAACAGGGCCAGGCUCAAACUAGCCAAUCAGGAAGGACUCAGUACUUCUCAUAUACGUUCAAGUAAAAAUCUCUCAGACCUCAAAGAAUCAUGUCUCAUCAAAAUGAAGAAAUAUUUGUAACAUCUUUUCUUGCACUCCACUGCACAAAAGAAAAGAUCAUAGAACAGAUUCAGGGGAUACCAGCUCUCAAACUAUCCCCGAAGGACGUGUACAGUUUUUGCUCUGCUAGUGUUUUGUUUUACUUCACUUCCCAUCAGUCAGUACUCGUGCGGACGAUUUUAAGUGUAUAUUUCUUUCCUUGACGGCGCAACGAUGGGAAGUUGUGAUGACUCAACUCAACAAAAAUCAACAUCAGAAUCACGGUUUUUGUGUUGUCUUCAGGCUGUGUAGCAAUCAAACAGCUGCGCAAAUAAUGUGCACUUUUAUAUAAAUAAUGUAAACCAGAAGACUAUGCGGUGAGGACAUUAACUCGCGGCAAGGACAUUUUACUUCACAUUUGUUUCCAUUCACUCGAGUCUGCAUAAGGAAAAAAAAAGAUAUAUUGGUGCGAAGUACGUCCAAACGACGUGCUGGUACGACGAGACGGACUGUGCUGCUGCAAGUUGUUUUUUAUAUAUAAUAUUUCUUAAAAAAAGGCCCAAAGAUUGCUGUUACUCACGUCCAGUCGUCUAUCCGAUACGUUCAUUUUUACUCUUAUGUACUUUCUAGUGUCCAACUAAAAGAAAGGCAAAAAAGAUUCACUUAAGAUUAUUUCCAAAGUUUCCUUUCUUCAACUUGUAUAAAUUUUGCUGAAGGUAGCACAGUUUACAAAGUUAUUGUAAUUAAUAAAGUGAAAUCGCAGUUGAAACUGUUAAUUUCUUUUGUAAAUGAUAUCUACCGAUCACACUGAAUCAGUUUGUAAUUGGGCUUGAUAGCAAUAGUCGCCAAUAAAAAAACCAGCCUUUUUCAUAUUUUUUAAGUCAAACUUUCUGUACUCCAGGGAUAAAGUGCCAAUACGAGCAAAUAUUAAAGUGAUCUAGAUUCAAGUCAAAGUUUGAAUACUUAUUUUACUUUCGCUUGGCUAAAACUGCAAAAGCUAUUUCAAAUUUUCAGUUUGAUAACCAGUGACUGUAGCAGGUACUGAACUUAUUGAACACUUUUUAUUAUUCAUGGAUUUUUUUUUAUCGAAUUAUGAAAUAGAGAAUAAAUAGCAUAUGAGAAAUGCGGCUCGUUUUCAUAUUGCGAAUAGUAGUUUGUAAUAUUUCCAUAUAGCAAAUAUGGAAAUUAUAUGGUUUCCAAAAUAAAUUUUAAGCAAAGGUGAUACAAAUGACAGGUGUGAUAUUUUAUUUAAUCCCCUUUAAAAUACGGCAUAUUUGUGAGGUAUCCAUUGAUUGUCUUCAUGUUUACUAUGCACAAGCAAUGAAGAAAUCAUAUGCACACAUAGCUUUUGCAGUUUCAAACACGCAAAACCGAUAAUAGGUUCUUGCUGCUUGAAUCGAGACCUAGUCCAAUUCAAUAUUUGCUACCUGCGAAACUUUUCCUCUGAGAUACAGAUAAAGAACGCGCUUAUUUUUUUAAAGUUACCAAACCUAGGAUAAAUGCUAACAUUAAUUUUCAUCAUGAAUGAUAAAUUACAUAUUAUACAGAUUUGCCUUCAUAUAAUAAAUUUUGAAAAAGAGAUACAGGUAGGAUUCCUAA
Molecule: messenger RNA, 2769 nt
Organism: Uloborus diversus
Lineage: Eukaryota; Metazoa; Arthropoda; Arachnida; Araneae; Uloboridae
Product: pre-B-cell leukemia transcription factor 1-like
Exons: 8
Coding region: 1-1056 (351 amino acids)
Biological process (GO): animal organ morphogenesis; regulation of transcription by RNA polymerase II; embryonic organ development
Cellular component (GO): nucleus
Molecular function (GO): DNA-binding transcription factor activity, RNA polymerase II-specific; RNA polymerase II cis-regulatory region sequence-specific DNA binding
Source: RefSeq, a predicted model, not a curated record